ACUGACGUUCGGACAAGAAGUUGAACUAAUCUGGGUAAGCAGACUCCCACAUCAGAAGAAUGACAUGAAAAUACAACUUGGUCACGGCAGAGGCAACGCUGGUCCCUGAUGACCUUUCUCUAUCUCAGUGUAUGCACCUUGUGUCACAAUAUUUACGCUCAGAAAGUUCAAUUUUUGCUGACUAUCCUAGACUGUUUCUUUCUUGUGACGAGUACCAUACAGUCGGUGUUCCAACAAUUUGGACGACAGAUGCAGUGAUUGUGAGUGUGUUUCAAGCGCGUGACCCUCCGAGGCGGAUAACUCUGUAUUUGUCACUGUCAGGCCUCAUCAUGUACAACACACGUGAUUGCAUGACUGACGUUGUAGAUGUGAUACUUGGCGUCAUCAUGAUCACUCGGUUACACGCUAUGUAUCAGCGAUCAAGAAAGGUGCUGAUAUUCCUCGUUGUCAUCUUUCUUGCCAUCAGAAUCCCCAACGCAGUGAUGCUCGCGAUAGAGAUAAUGCAGAUUUCAGGGGAGGAAUUUAUUUUAUCUGGCACCUAUCAGUGCAUGAUUUUCUAUGCUGGAGAUGCCUUAUCUCUGUAUUCCAUAACUUGGACACUUGGCGCUGUAUGGGAAGUCCUUGUGUUGUGUCUCGCGGUUUGGAUUGCUGUAAAGCACUUCCGUGAACUGCGACGACACUCAACAAGUAGUGUUUUGGGGGACUGUUUCACGGUGUUGAUGCGAACUCACGUUAACUACUUUGCAAGUGUUUUGAUUGUCUCUUGCUUCCAGAUCGGUUUAUUCUCUCCGACGCUCUCAGCGGACCCAAAUUCCCUGGACGUUCAGAUUUAUUUUGGUCUCGCUCAGGUCUUCCAGGUCGCGCAGAUGUUUAUGCUGGGGCCACGCCUCAUCCUUAGCAUUCGAGAAUAUCAUGCCAAGCUGGUGGCCGACUCUGAUACAGCAACCGUUAUGACUUCAAUUGCUUUCCAGGAACGUGUCCAAGUGUCGACCAGCAGUAGUGUGUAGUUCGGGAUACGUUUGAUAUGAUUUACAAUUGUCAAGUAGUCUACAGAGUGCAGGAAAAUUGAUUUGUAUUUAUUCCAGGUUUUGUC
Messenger RNA from Suillus subalutaceus, 1093 nucleotides. RefSeq lists its product as uncharacterized. Bases 132 to 1007 code for a protein of 291 amino acids. The record is from RefSeq and is a predicted model, not a curated record. The transcript is spliced from 8 exons. Lineage: Eukaryota; Fungi; Basidiomycota; Agaricomycetes; Boletales; Suillaceae.